AUGCUAAGAAUGGAAGAGAUGAUUAUGGACCUCAAGUCAAAAGGUGCUGGCGCAGAAACCGGCGAAGUCCCUCAACCCGAUCGAAUUGAUCGAGAGUGGGCACAGCUCGUAUUUACCUACCCACAAGUAGUUUCCGUGUGGCGAGGUUAUCUAUGCUAUCUCAUGGGUCGAUGCGGCGGCUCCAAUUUGAACAGUACUCAAUACGUUGGUGGCGGCCUUUUUGCCAAGAUAGACACAAUCUUCAAGCGUGCCUUGUCCAAACUUUCCGGUAUUAUUUCUGGGCGCAUUCUUUCUCAUCGUCCGUUACCUCAGACGGCUGAACAGACCAUUGAUCUGCUUGCGGAUUAUUGCCAAUGGCUAGUCCAAGCCGGUCACGCCGAGCGGGCGUUGGCGAUCUGGCAACUUGUGAUCGAAUUCAAUUGUUUCCGUCCCCCGGAACUGGAACACAUCACGUACGAUCAAUGCAUGCUCGAAAUGGAAUUGUUCUGGAACAGUGGUGUGGCCCGAUUCGGGCAACCCGGCUCGGAACACUGGUCCGGUUGGUAUCGGUCGCGAGGCAAAUCUUCACAGUCGGAUUUCAACCGAACAAAGGAUAAGAAAUCGGAGAAGAAAUCGAAAAGAGCGAGUGCUUGUGCUUUCGCAUUGGAGGAGAUUCCCCUGGAAGCUUCUCGUGAAGAGUUGGCAUCUAAAUGGUCUAGUGUGACGGAUCGGCUUAAAUCAAUCGCAACUUCUUGCGAAGAUGCGCUCAUGCACAGUUCAACUGACAGUCUCGCGGAGGACUCGGCUCAGAAAAUGGAUGUGGAAGUCGUCCCGUCCGUUCUGUCCGCUGCCACGACCGAUGACCAAUGGGUUCGUCGCGGAGCGGUGCCCUCGUUGACCGGUUGCGCCCCGAUUGGAAAAAGUCGCAUGGUACUUUACCGACGUGGGAAAGCAUGGGUCGGUCUGGAACGCGCUCGUGAAUCGGUCGGAUGGCUUCCGGCCGAUACACUGGCCGUAAACGGUGGUACCGGGGAUAUUGAGGAUGAAGAUCCAGAACGUUUGGUUCUGUUUGAUGAUGUGAAACACUGCCUGUUAGAUUUGACUACCUUGGAUUCACGUUCGCUUGAUUCCGAAGUGAUGGUCGGAGAUAUGACGAGUCGCGUAAUCAAUCUGCAGCAACGUCUAUUGCUUCAGUGUUUGGCUUUCCUCGGUGCAUUUGAUCCGGAAUCGGCUGCUGCUCACGGACUUCCUGCCGAUUUGCGUAUUGUUCAUGAUCUGUCCACUGUGGGUUCAAUUCAACGCCAGAGCCUGGCACCGCUCGCCACACAGAGUUUUGCUCUGUCCGAAGACGUGCAAGAGCCCGGCUCACGUUCGAGGUUCUCGAAUCCAUCCGGGACGCAUCUGGACGCCUGGUCCCAGGCUCGACGAUGUGUCCUCGAUACGGCUGUGGUGCAGGCUGGCCACAUGCACCGUUGGAACAAUUCCGCACGUCAACCUUGGCUAGUGACAAUGGCCCGGUUGCGUUACCGGGUUGCACUGGAACGCCUCGUCGAAGCCAUUCGAGCUCACAGUUUGGAGAGUAAAGUAAGGGGGACGGGGGUAGAGUUGUCUGAUGCUGGUAGUAAAGCCGCUUAG
Messenger RNA from Echinostoma caproni, 1614 nucleotides. The record is from the annotation of a GenBank genome assembly. NCBI's taxonomy places the organism in Eukaryota, Metazoa, Platyhelminthes, Trematoda, Plagiorchiida, Echinostomatidae.